GUAAAUUAGUGGGUAGAAAUUUGGUUUAACACAAUUUUACUAAGCAUUAUGCAUCAAAUGAGCACAAUAUAAAAAAGCGGUUACAGUUUGGGCCAUCAUGUAAUAAUGAAGGACCCAGGUGAUGCUCUACUUAAGUGGUAAACAUUCACAAAGAAAUUGGCAAGUAAUACAAUUCCCAAAAGCCAGCUGACACACUGUGAAUCCUUUGCUCGGUUGGUAAUAAACGACUAAGGAUGGAUUGCUUUCAUUUUUUAACGUUUUAAGGUUUUUGCUUUUAUUUUGAAGGCCGCGCCUUUCACUUCCUUGUUGCCGUUGCGUUUGUACCCUGCAGCGCCACCUGUUGGCCGCGGCCGCUCUUUGUCAAAUCAUCAUUGUAGAGACGUUGUAGAGGUAGGAGGGUUCAAUCAGCGGAUAUUUUAAACCCACUGCAGCCUGUAAUGCACCAACAGGGAGCAGAAGGCUUGUUUUUGAAUCAAUAGAUGACAGCGGGCACACACCAGUCGAAACGUCCCUGGUGACUCGGAGAUGGGACAAACACAUUUGUUGUUGACAGCGCAGCGUAUCGCCAUGAAGCCAGCUUCAUGUUACCGAUGCCGUGCUUUCGAUUCCCAGCAGCCUGGAGCCUGGACAGUCUAAGUUAAACGGCUGAUCUGCUCUGACUGACAAGUCCUGGUAUUUCCCAUCUGAACCUGAUGAUAUGAGAGGCUCCAGGAGGCGGUGAUGGAGCUCCAGGACUUGGGCUGGCUGUGUCUGGUGGGUCUCUUUCUAGCCUCCUUGCUCAUUGUGCUGGGGUGGCUGUUCCAGUACUUACAGACCGUGCUGCGGCUGUGGAGAGCCAGGAAGUCCGCCGAGCGGGACAGGAGAGGACCAGCCCGGCAGCAGCUCACCACCGCGCAGCCCCGCAAGGGCCGGGGUGGGGGCGUGUGGGGCUUCCUCAUGAAGCUCCGCUGGGGCCGGGAUGGAGGACCCGCAUCUGAGGCCGGGGUUAAAGGCUUGUUGACUUCUCUGUUCUCCUUCAAGUCCUUCAGGGAGCACUGGCAGAGAACCUGGGUCAAAGCUCUGAAUGAGCAAGCCUGCAGGCACGGGAGCUCCAUCCAGAUCACUUUUGACAGCAGUCUCCAGUUAACUGCUGCCUCUACAAUAGAUAGUGUGACCUGCACCGACCAAUCGGCACACCGAAUGGUUUUACACUGUAAAUGUUGGGUGGACACAGUGACAUUUCCCGUGACGGUCACUCAGCAGUCACCCGCUGCUGUUUCCAUGGACACCUAUCAGAUCACUAUAGCACCUAUGGUGACAAAGGUGGUGGUAUGUCUGGAGGAGGUGGAGGAUGAGGGUCUGCUGAUGUCCUGGACUCUUUCCAAGCAGCCGUCAUUUUCUCUGAAAGUGUCUCCAUGCAAGCUGCAGAGACAGGCCACUGAAGGUGAGGUAGACCUGGGCAUGAUUAAGGGACUGAUAGAGGACACUCUGUUCAGCACUCAGCCCGCCAUGGUCCUCAACCUCAAGACUUGUGCGUCCAGUCCUUUGGCCCCCAUGGACCAUCUAUCAGUGGAAUUGAACUCUGUAUCCCAGAGCAUUCUGGUGCGACGACUCCAGCUCCGGCAGCUCAGUGUGACCUUAAGUAAAGGUCAGUGGUCCAGAUCAGAGGAGCUGUGCUGCAUCCUGAGCCUGGACCAACCCUCCACAGAGAGGACAACCCGCUUCCUGCCUGUGCCCAGCAACCCCGACACCCCACUGGAGUGGAGUGAAGAUGUUACUCUGGAGCUGGGCCCAGAAACCAAAGAGCUGAGAGUAAGACUUAUGGAGCGGAAUGGCAAAAGGGAACAAUUCCUGCCUGGGCACGCCUCCAUUGCCUUGGACCUCCGGCGCAACAUUCCCACUGGAAAACAUAUACUGUCAAUAAGCCCUGGCCACGGCUUGGCACCAAACACUACUGUCACAGCAGAGCUGCUGUAUGUGGAAACAGAGGAGCCUCGCAGCGCCCACAAUGCUUUGCCACUUCGUUCCUCGCUCACCCCCACCAAGAAAGUCGAUGUGGACCGAACCAUCAUGCCAGAUGGAACCAUCGUCACCACCGUCACGACGGUCCAGUCUCGACUCAAACUGGAGCGCAGUCCAGGAGAUUCCCCUUUGCGUUCACCCUCAAAAGUGGAAGUGAAUGAGAAGAAACCCACCAUCCUGUCGGACGGCAGAGGCAGCACCAGCCCCAGCCCCAACCCCAGCAAGACGGCCAUUCGCCAGCUGACAGAGUCCGCCUCUAAAGCAGCACGGAAGACACCAACAAAGAGGAGCACACUGAUCAUCUCGGGCGUGUCAAAGGUUCCACUCUCAGAGGAUGACUGUGCGUUAACGAGCGGCUACGCUGCAGCCAUGGACGCAGCCAUGCACGGCAACCAUUUCGGGGCGGGGCAUCACCAGGACCCAGACGAAACCACACCCUCUGAUGUGUCGGAGCGUCCGUCUGUGGACGAUGUGGAAUCAGAUACUGGUUCCACUGGUGCCUUGGAAACCCGCAGUCUCAAGGACCACAAAGUGGGCUUUCUGCAGAGCGGCACAAAGCUGUUGUUCCGCAGACGACAUCGAGAGAAGGAGUCCUGCCUCAGCCAAUCCCACGAAGACAUCUCCAACAUGGGCAAUAACUUUGCUGCUGCCGCAUCCAGCAGCCGUAAGAAGUCUGGCAGCUUCUCCCGACGCCUCAUCAAACGCUUCUCUUUCCGCUCAUCAGGCAAAUCAAAAGGCAAAGGCAGCGCUACCAAUGGAGGAGCGAGCUCACUGGAUCACUGAGUAUCAUUGUUAGGGUAGGACAUGGGUCACCCUGACCUAGCAGGACCUUUCUAAAGCCUGUGUUGGUACCGUCAGAAGAACAAGUACACCGUGAGUCCAGUUUGUGACAGGUCGAACACCCCAGGCGGGUUGUCACCUGUACAAGUCGAAAGGAGGAUACCUCUGGGAGGGCUUUCCUCUGGAAAAGAAAUUACUGCACCUUCAGGACAGAAGUCAUGUUUAAUCACAUCACUGAGGUUUAAAUGUGAUUAUUAUAUUUCAAGGAGAAAUCUGCUGCUCAGUGAGCAGAAGGGAAUAAGUACAAUGAAAUGCUGUAUGCCCUAUUUGAACACAAAGUAUAGUGGGAGUGUUUAAUUGUGACCAAUAGUGGAAAUGCUCUUAAACUACCAUGAUAGAAAAUACCAGUAUAAGAUUAUUGGCUGCACUUUGGACUUCAAAGUUUCUUAACAGCACAUAUUAAGUUCCUGGGUUGUGUAAAGUAAUUUAUUAUUAUGUGGUUCUCAUGAAACAAGUGCUAUUUAUUUUGCUCCCAAAAAACACAAGUCAUCAUAGUUGCAUAACACUGUAAAAAUAGAAACAUUGCUGUGUUUUUAAGUGUGUUCACGAAAAUCAGUCUUAAUCUAGCUGUAAUGUCCAUUCAUAAUUUCUCAUACAUUGGUUUUAGAAUAUUGUUCAAUGUUGUAUCUUAUAUAAGAAGCAGAAAAUCUAACAUAUUUAUUGUUCGUUUUAUUUUAUAAAGGUACUUUCUGUGGAAUUUCAUUUGACAUUUAGCUCAUAAAUGCAUUUUAGCUUGCUUUUGAAACUUCAACCAGCCUGGAUCUCUAGAGGACUCUUCAAGCUGGGCAGAGUUUAAACUUUAAACUGAACUGCUGACAUGUAAUCUCAUAAUCUAAAUAAGUCCUAAGUAACAUUUGUCAUAUUAUGUUUCUUUUUAAACAAACUGAGGUCUGACAUGAGUUGUAACAGUGCUGCAGUUUUUAGAGGUCUCAAGGAGGGGUUAGGAGAUGCUUUGCUGAGGCACCAUGAGCAACAAGAUUGUCAAGGUUUAUGAACAGGUGAUGGAUGGACAUGCCCAGGGCUAGAAAUUGAAUUGCUACUAGUAACCAGAGAUUUGGGGAAACCUGCAGCAUCCUUCAAAUGCAAACAGAACCAGUAUGUAAAAAUGUACAUGCAUUUUUGGCUAUUUGUGUUUUGUCUUUUAUUUGCAUUCUGCAUUAAUUAUGAGACUUUGGAACAACCAAGCUAAAUCACUCUGAUUUUACUUUUCAUUUUUAUUUACACCAAUAAAAGAAUAGCUGUUAAAAGGGAUCAAAAAGAUAUGGAGUCAGUGUUCGCUGUCAGAAGGACGCUAAUGGACACAUACCAUGUGCUGUACAAAAUUACAACCAAUUAAAAAAUGCUGAAGAAAUUAACAAAGCCACUUCAUUGUCUAAAGGCACAUUACGUACAUAUAUUUAUGUGGCUGGAAUGUGAAACAGGCUGCAAAAUUUAAGAUGUGUAUAAUUUCUGUUGUUAUAUUUAAAAUGUUUAAUUUAUUGCAAAUAAAUUAUUUUUGAAGCUCA
Lates calcarifer (barramundi perch) is the source of this 4346-nucleotide messenger RNA. RefSeq names its product c2cd2 like (gene c2cd2l). The transcript is spliced from 15 exons. Gene Ontology annotation, cellular component: cytoplasmic side of apical plasma membrane. The record is from RefSeq and is a predicted model, not a curated record. Gene Ontology annotation, molecular function: phosphatidylinositol binding; phosphatidylinositol transfer activity. Bases 721 to 2784 code for a protein of 687 amino acids. NCBI's taxonomy places the organism in Eukaryota, Metazoa, Chordata, Actinopteri, Centropomidae. Gene Ontology annotation, biological process: positive regulation of insulin secretion involved in cellular response to glucose stimulus.